UACCUUUGGCUUUGGCUUUGGCAUUUAAACGUUGACCCCGGAAUUUGAAUUGAUUGAAUUACCUUAUUUUUUUGUAUACCGAUAUAAUUUCCAUUUUAUUGCAAAACUUGUAGUCAUCCAGCGUUUAGGUUAUUUCAUAUUUCCCUUAAAAUAUAAAGAAUAACGUAUAUCUGCAUGUUGGUUAGCUAAAGCCUGUCGUAAUAUGGGUGGCAUGUUAUUUUAUUAAUUUUCUUAUGUGAUAGCAGUCUCGCUCGCCGAGAUGAUCCAGAGAAUCCAGUUUGACCAUUUAAUCCUCAUCUCGUCUGGAGACAAGACCCCGAUUCAAAGGAGAAGGACACAUUAAAUCUCUUAUAUAAAUGAGAGAUCAAAGAUUGGAGUAAUACAACGUGACAAUUGUACAGAUCGCAAAAGAAGUUCAAAAGGAAGCGAUAAUCCAAUUUAAAUGCACACAUCACGGGGGGAGGGGUGGAUGGUGGUGUGAUUUCAUAUUGCUUAAUAUGGCUAAGAAGUCACUGCCUUAAUAUAUGUACAAUUUAACAUUUAAUUUCUGGAACCAUUAUAUGUACAACUGUGUUUUGAUAGUUUAAUCCUUAAUACUUAGCACUUUAGUAGGCUAUCUGAUAACUUAAAUGUGAUUUACAUCACUUGUUUUACUCUCCCUGUCAGUAUAUGAUUGUGUUUAUAAAAAUGUCCCGAGUUUUAGCGUAUCACGCUGAACCACAUUCUACACCUUUCAGUUUGGAAAUCGGCCAAACUUGUGUCUGGUGUCAAGCUAGCCUGAACAGAUACUUUCAGACAUCUAAUUUUUUCACUUCAUUCCAACGAGGGAGGACUGCGCCCACCCCUUGUGUUAACGUUUUAUACCUGAUAGUAGCUCAUCGGCUUUCCCAACGCAGCAAAUCUCUAUUCAAACGGGGAAACGCAUAUGAUCAACAGUUUCUCCUAAUAAUCGCCUCAAAUGGUUUUACACUUAAGGGUUUGCCUCCGAUAUCUACUUUGAUUUUUUUUUUUUCAUUCAAGACAACUUUUUGUUACCAAUUGUAGGUACUACUGAGUAGAUAGAAAAAAGGGGACAGUAGUUUGUGGCAUCGCAUGUAUCAUUGUUCUUCUUUUCUGCCAAUGGAAGCACUAAGAGCAGGUGCCUGAACGCAUGCCGACUCAGCCAGUUGUUGUAAUAUGAACUUAUUGCCAACUGGAAUAUGUUUUUAUAUAUCUGUAGCAAUCUGUUGGUUCACGUCAAGGGUCGAUGCAUCUUGGUGGUGAGUAUCAAAAAUCUAUGUUCAAAGGGAAAAAAAUGCAUGAAUCUUCUCUAACAUAUUUAUGUAGGCUAUUUAUUUAUUUGUUUGUUUUUGGUCGACUUAAUGGGGGGUCGCUGUGAAACUAAGCCUUAUAAAAUGCUGGCGGAGAUGAUAGCCUUUUAGCAAUACAAUACAUCCUGCUGCAUGAUACCGGUAAUAAGGGUGUUUAUUCUGGAGGAUUCUGUUUAUCAAGUGAAAAUGUAGCUUAUGCUGAAAGAAAGUUGUUAUAGGCGAGUUAUUAUACUCGUGUAUUUCAAAGAUUUUAACAUCUUUUAAAAAUUAACUAGCUAUCAGAUUAAGCAUCAGUUAUUCUUUUCAUGAAUAUGUAUUGUAUGGUUAAUGUUGCUUUUAAAGAAAGUUUUAAAAAUUUAUAAAACCUCCCAAAAGUAAAACCUUUUUAUGUAGGCUACUGAAAUUCAACUUGUUACUGAGUAGUAUUUAAGGUUUAUUUUGCUUGCAAACAGAAACUGGUCGGUUGAAAUGGAAUUGGGUUCAUCUUUCUGCAGGUACAUGGGCACCCUAGGGUCACAGGUGAUGUGCGACAACAUCCCUGGUUUAGCUAACAAACAGCGUCAGCUUUGCCGCCAGCAUCCGAAGAUGAUGCAAGCGAUUGGGGCUGGUAUUAAAGAUUGGAUUGGUGAAUGUCAGUAUCAGUUCCGUAACCACCGCUGGAACUGCAGUACUAUGGCGCGGGACCACACGGUAUUCGGAAGAAUUCUUCUUCGAAGCAGUCGCGAGGCCGCCUUUGUUUACGCCAUCUCCUCGGCCGGCGUGGUCCACACGCUCACCCGCGCCUGCAGCCAGGGGGAGCUGGAGUCCUGCUCCUGCGACCCCGAGAAAAAAGGCACGUCCCGGGACGCCAAGGGGGCCUUCGACUGGGGCGGCUGCAGCGACCACGUGGACUACGCCCUCAGAUUCACCCAGGCCUUCAUCGACGCCAAGGAGCGGAGACAGAGGGAUGCCCGGGCGCUAAUGAACCUCCACAACAAUAGAGCUGGCAGGAAGGCAGUGAAGCGCUUCAUGAACCUGGAGUGCAAAUGUCAUGGUGUCAGUGGCUCCUGCACAGUGAGGACAUGCUGGCUCGCCAUGGCAGACUUUCGCCACACGGGGGAGUACCUGCGUAUGAAGUACAAUGGGGCCGUCCAGGUGGUCAUGAACCAGUAUGGCACGGGGUUCAGCCGUGCCUACAGGAAGUUCAAGAGGCCCACCAAGAAUGACCUUGUGUACUUCGAGAACUCGCCCGACUACUGUGUUCGUGACCUGGAGUCGGGCUCAGCUGGCACGGGUGGGCGCGUCUGCAACAGGACUUCAAGGGGCAUGGACAGCUGUGAGGUCAUGUGCUGUGGGCGGGGCUACGACACCUCCCGGAUGGGCCGCACGACCAAGUGCGAGUGCAAGUUCCACUGGUGCUGUGCCGUCCGCUGCCGGGACUGCCACGAGGUGGUGGACGUCCACACCUGCAAGGACCAGGACAGCGCCACCUGGCUGGGGCAGAUGUGACCCGGGCCCAUUUCAUUCAUGGGGACGUCAGCUAACGGUGGUGAACAUGCAUUAGGACUCAAACUCACUUAAGAGGGGAUGCAAGCAGUAAGCCUUGCUUGUGCUGCACAACACCCUCCUCAUUGGCUGAUGUUCCCCAAGAAUGAAUAUUGUACAAGCCAAUGUCUCACAGCUGAAUUUGACACCGUCACGAGUACCUGAAAAGAUGUCCUGCAUAGUGUUUGGCCAAAUCUUUCUUCUUUUUUAUUUCAUUCAUCAUUCACAAAUGUAUUUAUUGAAGCAUUCUUGUACCCAGAAAAGAGCAUCUGAAAAUGUAUGUCAUGUGUAAAUAUAAACUGUGUAAUUUAA
This is a messenger RNA of Anguilla rostrata (American eel), 3146 nucleotides long. RefSeq names its product wingless-type MMTV integration site family member 2 (gene wnt2). Gene Ontology annotation, molecular function: cytokine activity; frizzled binding. Gene Ontology annotation, biological process: multicellular organism development; canonical Wnt signaling pathway; neuron differentiation. The transcript has 4 exons. Gene Ontology annotation, cellular component: extracellular region. The record is from RefSeq and is a predicted model, not a curated record. Bases 1779 to 2798 code for a protein of 339 amino acids. NCBI's taxonomy places the organism in Eukaryota, Metazoa, Chordata, Actinopteri, Anguilliformes, Anguillidae.